Saccoglossus kowalevskii is the source of this 2400-nucleotide messenger RNA. RefSeq names its product mucin-19-like. NCBI's taxonomy places the organism in Eukaryota, Metazoa, Hemichordata, Enteropneusta, Harrimaniidae. The record is from RefSeq and is a predicted model, not a curated record.
AUGGAGGAUGUCUCUGUUUCACCAAGCUGUGCAACCCAGAACGCCAGCAGAGGUGGCAAUGGCAACGGCGCCAGCAGAGGUGGCAACGACGCCAGCAGAGGUGGCAACGGCAACGACGCCAGCAGAGGUGGCAACGGCAACGACGCCAGCAGAGGUGGCAACGGCAACGACGCCAGCAGAGGUGGCAACGGCAACGGUGCAGCAGAGGUGGCAAUGCCAACGGUGCAGCAGAAGUGGCAAUGGCAACGGUGCAGCAGAGGUGGCAAUGGCAACGGUGCAGCAGAGGUGGCAAUGGCAACAGCGCCAGCAGAAAUGGCAACGACAACAACGCCAGCUGAGGUGGCAACGGCACCAGCAGAGGUGGCAACGGCACCAGCAGAGGUGGCAAUGGCACCAGCAGAGGUGGCAAUGGCACCAGCAGAGGUGGCAAUGGCACCAGCAGAGGUGGCAAUGGCAAUGGCACCAGCAGAGGUGGCAAUGGCAACGGCACCAGCAGAGGUGGCAACGGCACCAGCAGAGGUGGCAACGGUGCCAGCAGGGGCGGCAAUGGCAAGGGCGCCAGCAAAAGCGGCAAUGGCAACGGCUCCAGCAGAGGUGACAAUGGCGCCAGCAGAGGUGACAAUGGCGCCAGCAGAGGUGACAACGGCGCCAGCAGAGGUGGCAAUGGUGCCAGCAGAGGCGGCAAUGGCAACGGCGCCAGCAGAGGCGGCAACGACAGGUGGCAACGGCGCCAGCAGAGGUGACAACGGCGCCAGCAGAGGGGCAAUGGCAACGGUGCCAGCAGAGGCGGCAAUGGCAACGGCGCCAGCAGAGGCGGCAACGACGCCAGCAGAGGUGACAAUGGCGCCAGCAGAGGUGGCAACGGCGCCAGCAGAGGUGGCAAUGGCAACAGCGCCAGCAGAGAUGACAACACCGACAGCACCAGCGGAGGUGUCAAUGGCAACAGCGCCAGCAGAGGUGGCAAUGGCACCAGCAGAGGUGGCAAUGGCAACAGCACCAGCAGAGGUGGCAAUGGCAACGGCGCCAGCAGAGGUGGCAAUGGCAACGGCACCAGCAGAGGUGGCAAUGGCGCCAGCAGAGGUGGCAAUGGCAACGGCACCAGCAGAGGUGGCAAUGGCAACGGCACCAGCAGAGGUGGCAAUGGCAACAGCGCCAGCAGAGGUGGCAAAGCAUCUAUGCAACCCAGACACAGAUGAUGUCUCUGUUGGUUUCACCAAGGUAUGCAGCAACCCAAAACAUGGAGGAUGUCUCUGUUUCACAAGCUGUGCAACCCAGAACGCCAGCAGAGGUGGCAAUGGCAACGGCGCCAGCAGAGGUGGCAACGACGCCAGCAGAGGUGGCAACGACAACGACGCCAGCAGAGGUGGCAACGACAACGACGCCAGCAGAGGUGGCAACGGCAACGACGCCAGCAGAGGUGGCAACGGCAACGACGCCAGCAGAGGUGGCAACGGCAACGACGCCAGCAGAGGUGGCAACGGCAACGACGCCAGCAGAGGUGGCAACGGCAACGACGCCAGCAGAGGUGGCAAUGGCAACGGUGCAGCAGAGGUGGCAAUGCCAACGGUGCAGCAGAAGUGGCAAUGGCAACGGUGCAGCAGAGGUGGCAAUGGCAACGGUGCAGCAGAGGUGGCAAUGGCAACAGCGCCAGCAGAAAUGGCAACGACAACAGUGCCAGCUGAGGUGGCAACAGCACCAGCUGAGGUGGCAACAGCACCAGCUGAGGUGGCAAUGGCACCAGCAGAGGUGGCAAUGGCACCAGCAGAGGUGGCAAUGGCACCAGCAGAGGUGGCAAUGGCAACGGCGCCAGCAGAGGCGGCAAUGGCAAGGGCGCCAGCAGAGGCGGCAAUGGCAACGGCGCCAGCAGAGGUGACAAUGGCGCCAGCAGAGGUGACAACGGCGCCAGCAGAGGUGGCAACGGCGCCAGCAGAGGUGGCAACGGCGCCAGCAGAGGUGGCAACGGCGCCAGCAGAGGCGGCAACGGCAACGGCGCCAGCAGAGGCGGCAAUGGCAACGGCGCCAGCAGAGGCGGCAACGACACCAGCAGAGGUGACAAUGGCGCCAGCAGAGGUGGCAACGGCGCCAGCAGAGGUGGCAAUGGCAACAGCGCCAGCAGAGAUGACAACACCGACAGCGCCAGCGGAGGUGUCAAUGGCAACAGCGCCAGCAGAGGUGGCAAUGGCACCAGCAGAGGUGGCAAUGGCAACAGCACCAGCAGAGGUGGCAAUGGCAAUGGCGCCAGCAGAGUGGCAAUGGCACGGCACCAGCAGAGUGGCAAUGACUGAAAGGAUACAAGUUUUGAACAAAUGUGAAAAAAAUAAUCCCAUAAAAUUUGUGAAGGGUUUACCAUGGAGUUCAAACAUCAAAAGUCUCACCUGCUGGCAACAGAAAAGAUUAUAA